Molecule: messenger RNA, 1164 nt
Organism: Solanum verrucosum
Lineage: Eukaryota; Viridiplantae; Streptophyta; Magnoliopsida; Solanales; Solanaceae
Product: transcription repressor OFP7-like
Exons: 4
Coding region: 1-1137 (378 amino acids)
Biological process (GO): negative regulation of DNA-templated transcription
Source: RefSeq, a predicted model, not a curated record
AUGUGGAAUGACCCUUGUACACUUCCUCAACAUCCUGUCCCUUCAUUCUUACAAAAUACACAAUUCAUCACCAUUGAUCAUCUUCUGUUCGAAGAAAUGAUUCAUCAAGAUAACGAGUCACAACUGAUAUCGACACAUCAUGAUCAUUUCCCCAUAAUCACCUCACCCUCCUUCAAACACCACGUGUCGGUGACCCCAAUAACCCCCGCCGGCCAAUGUAGCUCAAGGAAUGGAGAAGCAUUCAGUACUACGUCCGAUGAUAGCCACACUAGUAGGUCACCUUCACAUGAAUUCAAGUGGAAAAAUGAAGAAGACAAGUGGCAACAUUUUGUCAAGACGACCUCCGACGAUGAUACAGAACAACAACCUCGUAGGAAAAUCUCUUACUCCUCUAUCUCCGACGAUUCAGACAACGACAAGGUUUUAGCAAAGAAGAACAAACACCAAAGUAGUGGAAAUAAAAAAGUUAGUACUAGUAAAACAAAAUUCCUUAUGAUGAUGAGCACUACGUCCCCAUCAUCAUCAGUGAAUGAAAAUGAGAUUAAUUUUACUAGUAGAAAAGUUAAUUGGGAUUAUUAUGAGAAUAUUGAUAUUACUAAUGAAGAUGAAGAAGACGAGACUGAGACGUUUAUAUCUUCUUCUUGUAAAAGCCAUGUGGAGUUUUCAGAUGAUUCAUCUUCGAAUUUUAGCCAAGAGUUUGAUACAAUUUACAAAAAUACCACUAGAAGGAAUCAAAAAAAGAUUGGCUAUAGCAAGAGAAGAGAUGUCAAAAACACAAGAUCUAACGUUUCAAGGGGCAUGAACAAUAUUGGUAAACGGUUAUCAAUUUCAACGUCAACGACAUCAUCGGACGGUGAGUUACCUCCAAGGUUAUCGGUGUUCAAGAAGUUGAUACCAUGUAAUGUGGAAGGGAAAGUAAAUGAGAGUUUUGCCAUAGUGAAGAAAUCAGAGGACCCGUAUGAAGAUUUCAAAAGUUCGAUGAUGGAAAUGAUUUUAGAGAAAAAAAUGUUUGAGAAAAAUGAUUUGGAGCAACUUUUGCAAUGUUUUUUGUCAUUAAAUGCUAAGAAUUGUCAUGGGGUGAUUGUUGAGGCUUUUUCUGAGAUUUGGAAGACAUUGUUUUCACCCAAUCAUAAUUAAUGUUAGUUGUUAGGAUAAUUUCAAGAA